UCGCCCAGUGACUUGCCAAGCAUGGCCUCACGUUUCUUGCCCUCUCUUAAUAGAGGGCCAAUUGGGAAAUCUGAAGCUUACAUGUUUUGUGGACAAUUCUCUCUGGAUGGAAAAUUUUUCAUGAGUGCCUCUCAAGACCAAGUUAUUCGAAUCUAUGAUGUAAAUACUAUUCUCCUCAAAAAAUCUACAAUAUCAACCGCAAAUGUUGGAUGGAGUAUUAUUGAUUGUAAUCCAUCCCCAGAUAAUAAGUUAUUAGUGUACAGUAGUUGGAGUCCAUAUAUUCAUUUGGCAACCUUUGCUCCUCAGGAUUAUGAUCCAAAUGAAGAUAUUGAUAAGAGACUCAAAUAUAUAGAAAAGCAUGAACAAUUAUAUCUCAAUCCAGGAAAUUACAGAUUUUGUGCUUUUGCUGUUCGUUUCAGUCCUGAUGGAAAGGAAAUCCUGGCAGGUUCUAACGAUGACCAUCUCUAUAUUUAUGAUUUGGAGAAGAAUGUAAGAACUGAAAAAAUACAUGCUCACAAAUCUGAUAUUAACACUGUAUGUUAUGCAGGCUCAUCAUGUCCAAACCUAUUCUAUUCUGGCAGUGACGAUGGAUUAUGUAAGGUUUGGGAUAGACGUCAGUGCUCAACAUCAUCCUCAACACCUGUAGGUAUAUUGGCAGGCCACUCUGAUGGUAUUACAUGUGUCACUUCAAAAGGAGAUGGCAGAUAUUUUAUCAGUAAUGGUAAAGAUCAAACCUGCAAGUUGUGGGACAUUAGAAAGAUGGCUGACUCUGCCCCACAAAUUCCAAGAGCAAGUAAUUUAUGGGACUACAGAUAUGAAGCUGCUCCUUCACGACAUGCCAGAGUGAUACACCCACAUGAUCAAUCCUUAAUGACCUACACUGGUCAUCACGUCCUGCAAACCUUGAUUAGAUGCUACUUUAGUCCAAUGAGUACCACCGGACAACAGUACAUUUAUACAGGUAGUCAUGAUGGUAUUGUAUACAUUUUCGAUAUUCUAACUGGACAAAUAGUCAAACGACUUUAUGGACAUUCUCACAUUGUCAGAGAUGUCAAUUGGCACCCAUAUUUACCUGUUUUGUUCUCUUCCUCUUGGGACGGCACAUGUUUAAUGUGG
Molecule: messenger RNA, 1116 nt
Organism: Naegleria gruberi
Lineage: Eukaryota; Heterolobosea; Eutetramitea; Acrasida; Naegleriidae
Exons: 2
Biological process (GO): proteasome-mediated ubiquitin-dependent protein catabolic process
Cellular component (GO): Cul4-RING E3 ubiquitin ligase complex
Molecular function (GO): protein binding
Source: RefSeq, a predicted model, not a curated record